Molecule: messenger RNA, 747 nt
Organism: Cajanus cajan (pigeon pea)
Lineage: Eukaryota; Viridiplantae; Streptophyta; Magnoliopsida; Fabales; Fabaceae
Source: RefSeq, a predicted model, not a curated record
AUGAAGCGUCCCAGACAACACCGGACCAUCAUACAGGAGACCUUACAUUCACCUAGCUUGGAUGACAAGGUCGUCAACACCAGUGAUGACGGGGAACAAGGAUGGAUGACAGGCAUUUGGAAUUACUUAAAAGAAGGAAUCCUGCCCGAGGAUAAGGAUAAAGCUCGGAGGAUGAGGGUGAGGUCAGCUAAGUUCGUAAUCGUCGAAGACGAGCUGUUCAAACGCGGCAUCUCCGCCCCAUUGCUUAAGUGCUUGACCGCACCUCAAGCUUCUUAUGUCAUCGAGGAGAUCCAUCGGGGAAUAUGUGGUAUGCACUCCGGAGCAUGCUCAAUGGGGACCAGAGUACUCCGAGCUGGAUACUACUGGCCCACAUUGAAGUCAGAUUGUCAAGCCUACAUGCAAAGAUGCAAGGAAUGCCUACAGUUCGGCAUCCCUCAUUCCCUCGUUACCAACAACGGCAGGCAGUUCAUCGCACAAAGCUUUGAGGACUUCCUCCGUGAGCUCGGUAUCAAACACCUCCUGACCUCGGUGGAGCACCCCCAGACCAAUGGCCAGGCCGAAGCUGCCAACAAGGUGAUACUUCGAGAGCUCAAGAAACGGCUAGGAAACGCCAAAGGACAAUGGGCCGACGAACUCCCCAGCAUCCUCUGGGCCGAGCAGAACGAUCAGGAGAUAGCAGCUGACCUUGACUUGAUCGACGAGUUCAUAGAGGAAGCUCAGAUCCAUGAAGAAGCCUGUAAACUCUGA